GACUGCUUAACCUAAUCGCAAAGCCCUUCUUAGUUAUCGUCGUCGGAGCAGUGUUGGAGGAGUCGAGAGGGAGGGAUCUCGCCGUAGAUUAUAGGAAAAUGGCGGGGAUCAUUCUCUUGCUCGAUUUCUUGAAGAAAAAUCCUAGUUUGGCGACCCAAUCCCUCCAUUCCUACAGCCUGUUCUCGGCCACUGUCGCCGCGUCGGCGGCGGCGGCUUCGGUCGCCGCGGGGAAGCCAUUUGCCUCUCGGGCGAUCUUUGGUGAUUGUGGAUUUCCAACUGCUUAUUGUGAUGCCGGUUCAAGUGCAACAUGGAAUGAGGAGGACAUUCCUAAUGUUCAAAGUGCUUCUGAAAAUAUUCUACCCAACUCUUUCAAGUACAGAACAAAGGAGUAUCCUCUGGAGCUAAAACCUAUGUUUUCAGCCUUUGGUUUUAAGUCUUUUGCAAUGACAUCAUUGAGAUCCUUUUUAUUGUUCUACUUGCCUCUUUUGGAACCUCAUCCCCCUGUGGAAGAGAAUGAUGAUCUCCUUCAUCAGCCUCCAGAGGAAAGGCCUCUAGACUUGGUUACUCCUUUCCAGAACUCAGUGAAACAAAUUAUCCGUGAGACUGCUGUUGUAACAACCAGGCGGGUGCUUGAAAGAUUUGCUGUCCACCAUGUUUCACAAAGAAUGGCAUGGAAACUUCUAAAAGAUGUUCCUAGAUCAGCCAAACGCAAGUUUGAUAGGGGGAUGCCAACUCUGUUGUUCUUUUAUAGUGUCAGCAGAACAACUUUCAGAGGACAUAUGUUGGGCGUAGCUGCAUCAUGGAUUGUCCAAGUGAUUAUUGAGAUCUAUAGAUGCUUUUUCCGUAAGCACAACAAUGAUGAUGAAGAUAUUAACAUCAAUGAAAAGAUCAGGCUGUUCAGGAGAAAGUUGUUUGGGACAACUGUAAAGUGCAGUGCAUCAUUAGUUUUUGCAUCCAUCGGAGCAGGCAUUGGUGCUCUUUUUCAUCCUUCAACCGGCCAAUGGAUUGGUUGUGCUCUUGGAGAUUUUGCUGGGCCUAUCGUUGCCAUAGUUUGUUUUGAGAAACUUCAUUUGCAAAUUUGAGAACGCAGCUGCAGUUCCUCCGAAGGUAUUUUGCAAAGAGCUGGUGCCGGCCCUCUUCUUCGCUUCUUUGCCAGAAUUAUCUUUAAUCACUUUCUUCCUGCUGAUUGGUAACAGUAUGCACCUACUUCAGGAUAUUUACCCCGCAUUAUUUGGUUAGUCUAAGUCCAUAUAUUAAGCAUACUUGAAAAUGCGUCCAAUAGCCAUCCAGACCGGAUAAAGAAAAUGUGUCGAAGAACAAGCAAUCGUAUGGUGAUGUUUGAACGAUAAUGAGCCAUUUAUUUUGCUAUUUUACUUCUACACAUGCGUGCGCGCGUGCAGGUGUGCAUGUGUGUUAUUGUAAACCGUCUGAUCUUUUGUUUGUAAUAAAACUGAUGAUUGUUUAGGAUAUUGAAAAAUACUUCAUAUUCUUAA
Musa acuminata AAA Group (dessert banana) is the source of this 1493-nucleotide messenger RNA. RefSeq lists its product as uncharacterized. Bases 99 to 1082 code for a protein of 327 amino acids. The record is from RefSeq and is a predicted model, not a curated record. The transcript is spliced from 6 exons. NCBI's taxonomy places the organism in Eukaryota, Viridiplantae, Streptophyta, Magnoliopsida, Zingiberales, Musaceae.